UCAAAGGAGUACCCCACCUUCUACUACUACUAUUUGCUACUUGGCGCGCAAUGAUUGUCUUGUCAAAAAAUCUGUAACUUCUCCGUUUGUACACAAAAACCGAUAUCUAUCACACUUCGAUUUUGGUUCUCAUUUGUUGGGGAAUUCAUCAUACAAGUGACUGACCAUGGAGUUUGGAACAAAACCCAGACGCAGGAAUAGAAAUACAAUAGAAAUUGACCGGUCAUAUCCAUGUAGUUUGCAGUUUUAUUCAGCACCUCCAAAUGGUUAUAUUUCACUAAUGGACUUUGAUGACUUGGCUGUAGAGAGGUUGAAGGUAUUAAGGACGAUAGAAAGGGUAAAUCUUAGUGGACAAGUCAAGAAUUCUGAUGAGUGGAUCUGCAAGUUGUAUGAUGAUUUUAACAAGAAUAAAUACUUUGUUGCCAGAACUGAGAAGAUGUCAGAUAAUAAGAGAGAUGAAGCUGAAGCAGCAAGAAGGAGGGACCACAUUUCACAUUUUAUUUUACGUUUAGCAUACUGCAGAACUGAGGAGCUGAGACGUUGGUUUAUUCUUCAUGAGACAGAUCUCUUUAAAGCUCGUUUUCUGCAUGUUUCCAAAAGUAAUCAAGAUAAUAUUAGAACAUUCAUGUCUCAGAAUAACCUGAAUUUUGAACCAAUAACACCUGAUGAAGCAAGCAGCGAAAAAGAAAACCUAGUAAGUGGGACAUACAACAUGGGAAGUGGUGAUUUACUAGAAGGUCGUACAUUUUUUAAGGUUCCCUUCACAGAAGCUUUGGAAUUAGUGAAAGGAAGAAAAGUGUUUGUAAAAGGCGGUUUUGCAUAUGUCCCUGACACUGACCUGGUGACUUUGGUCACUACCUCCUUCAGAGCUCACCUCUCCCAAGCUCUUGCUCAAACAAACAGGGCUCUGCCCCAGUUGGAUGAUGAUGAACGUCUUGUUCGAAUGCUUCAGGACUUUGACAAGAGGUAUACAGGCAGUGAUUACACAGAAAAAAAGAAAGGACAAAGUCAUGUUAUAACACCAGCUAUGAUUGAUCAGUUAGCCUCCAAAUCAUUUCCACUUUGCAUGCGCCAACUAAAUGAUGCUCUUCGAACCAAUCAUCACCUUAAGCAUGGUGGACGUCUUACCUAUGGGUUGUUCCUUAAAGCAGCUGGAUUGAGUCUGGAAGAUGCAAUGUUCUUUUGGAGGUCUCAUUUCACAAAGGUUAUGGAAAUUGAUAAGUUUGAAAAAGAAUAUGCAUAUGGUAUUCGCUAUAAUUAUGGAAAAGAAGGAAAGAGGACUGAUUACACACCAUACAGUUGUGUUAAAAUCAUCACAGCCUCCUUGGGUCCAGGAGAUGCUCAUGGCUGUCCUUUCAAGCAUACAGAUGCUUCCAUGCUCAAGCACAAACUUAAUGGCUAUGGUGUUUCACAGCAAGCUAUUGGAGAGAUCAUGGAGUUAGUAAGUAAGUCACAUUACCAGAUUGCAUGUCAGCGUUACUGGGAAGCUACACACAGUGCCACCCUUGAUUCUGGAAUUAAUCAUCCUAAUCAGUUCUUUGAAGAGAGUCAGAAAUUCCUUAAUGGUGACAUGCCCUCAAGUCAAGGCAAAAGACCACAGGUGAAAACACAUCGAGUUGUAUACUCUGCGCAGUCUACUCAGUCCUCACAAUCUACACAGUCCGUUACUCAAUCAACUCCAGAGAUGUCACAAAAUAACGAUGAGUCACAUUUUGGCGAUUUGGAUUCUGAAUUGUUAGCGCAAUAUAUGGACUCUCAGGAAUCAAGUUGAGAGAGCUUGCAUUUUAGCUUCAUGUAUUACAAGAGGAAUUUGUUUUGAGAUGCUUGAAGAUGUUGAGCAGUUUAUUUACAUGCCACAGUACAUAUAGGACAAUGUAAGUUGGGAUUAAUUGCAUUACUAUAUUUGUAGAUAACUAGUAGUUUAACUUAUAUUUGAGUAAAGCUUUUUUGAAUAACUGUAAUGCAGUAUCGUAUUAGAUUAAGUAGUACAAGCAAGAAACAUUUUCUAACACAUUAGUUACAAGUAUGUAACCGGUAAAACAUGAGGUUAUUAAUGAUAAUUCAAUUAAAGUAUUUUAAUGUUAUUUGAUACCUAGCAUCAAAUAAACACUCCCGAGAGAGCUAUGUACUUUGCUUUUGAUAAUAAUAAAGAUUUUUUUAUUCCAGUCAGUUUAAAAAUCUAAGAUGAGUACUUAGCAACUCUCCACAGCAGUGUGCUGUAGACAGAAUGAUACAGAGAAUAACCUCAUUAAUAAUUGAUCAAAUUUUUCUGUAUCUUAACAAAUAAUAUGCUAAUUCCUUACUUAGAAAUUAACCUUAUAAUAUAAAGCCAGUUAUUUUAUAUUCUUAUAUAAUUUGGAAAUAAUUGUUGUUAUUAGUUAAACUAUGGUACUUAUAUUCUUAUAUAAUUUGGAAAUAGUUAUUAUUAAUUAGACUAUGGUACACUAAUGCCCUUAUCACUGUAAACAUUCAUACUGAAGGGUUUUACAGAUUUAUCGCAGCUUUAUCCUGAAAAAUCAUCUCAAAAAGGAAGAAUAUACAUAGUUUUUCAUGGAGUGUUGAAGGCUUUCUCAUAUACAUCACUGAUUGCACUGGACUAGCUUAUGUUUUGUUCUUUUAUGAAAUCUAAAGUGAACAUGUCAAGUAAUCUCAUAUUUGCUAGUCAGGCCAUCUCUACAAUGUAUAUAUGUUAGCAGACUGUAGUCAAUAUGAAGUGUGUCUUACAGUAUCCUUUGGCCUGUCAGCAGCUUAACUUUUCUGUAUUUGAGUCUUCAAUCAUUUUAUUUUGAUCUCUUCCUACUUAGCCUUCCAGACUUGACUUUAUGUUGCUCUCAUGUUUAUUCCUCGUUAAAGAAGAAACUUUCACACCUGCUUUAGUAGAAUCUAGAAAUGGGACUGCUUUUGUUAAUUACUUUAUGAUAAUAAUGAUAGUAAAUAAUAAUACAACUUGAAAGCUGAGUGUCACAUCGUCAAAAACAUUUUUCCAUUUCUUAUAACUGAAACCAUUCCUCUUCAGUGUACAUACUUAAGUAUGCAUUAGUUUAUUUGCUUUUAUGAAUAUUUGAACGUUUGUUCAUAGAACUGUCCUUCAUGGUUCGGAUGUAGAGAAAUGUGUACUUAGUAAAAAAAUUUCCAUAUACAUUUUGCCUCCUAUAUGUGUUUUGACAUAAGUUAGAUUCAACCGUGACUUGAUUACUGGGAGUACAUUUUGUAAUAUCUUGUAUAUUAUGUACUUUUAUAAUACUUGUUAUUAUGAACUUUUUAUAAUUUUCCAAUUAAAUCAUAUCACAUUAUUGAA
Messenger RNA from Macrobrachium nipponense, 3298 nucleotides. RefSeq names its product DNA primase large subunit-like. The record is from RefSeq and is a predicted model, not a curated record. NCBI's taxonomy places the organism in Eukaryota, Metazoa, Arthropoda, Malacostraca, Decapoda, Palaemonidae. The transcript has 10 exons. Gene Ontology annotation, biological process: DNA replication, synthesis of primer; DNA replication initiation. Gene Ontology annotation, cellular component: alpha DNA polymerase:primase complex. The coding region runs from base 167 to 1771 and encodes 534 amino acids.